This is a messenger RNA of Suillus bovinus, 2670 nucleotides long. RefSeq lists its product as uncharacterized. The record is from RefSeq and is a predicted model, not a curated record. Gene Ontology annotation, molecular function: guanyl-nucleotide exchange factor activity. The coding region runs from base 1 to 2670 and encodes 889 amino acids. The transcript has 8 exons. Lineage: Eukaryota; Fungi; Basidiomycota; Agaricomycetes; Boletales; Suillaceae.
AUGUCAAGUCAACAACGCUCAGAGGAAGCAUCCACCACACCCCCUCCUAUCCCCGCACCAGCCAUCACAAAGCGCCAACAUGCUCUGCUGGAACUUCUGACCUCUGAACGUGCCUAUGCAAGUGAUUUGGCACUUAUCAGGGAUGUGUAUAUGAGGUUGGCGUCUGGUGACUCAAGUUCCGAAUCCACUAAAUCAAGCUCAGGUACAUGCUCAUCCUUGUCUUCACGCACAGUCAGCACCAUCUCCACGUCUGACGUAUCCGUCUCGGUGGGCGAGCCCCCACUCUCUGUCGCUGAUACACGUAUCAUUUUCCGCAACAUUUCUGAACUCGCUGUUCUUUCUAACAUGCUCGUGUCAAAGCUCGAGAUAGCAAUCGAAGAAGGAGGCAAGGGCGUAGGCGAAAUCUUCCUGGAGGUGGUACCCCUCUUUGCGCCCCCAUACAUGACUUACAUCACCGCACACCCUCGCGCCCUCGCACACCUUGACGCCCUCAGUACACCACCACAGCUCACGCCUCAAUUCUCGCGGUGGCUCAAGGAAAGCAAAGAACUUGUCGAGGCGCACACGCAUGCUUGGGACCUACCGAGUUUGUUAAUCAAGCCGGUUCAGAGAUUGCUGAAGUACGGUUUGCUGCUCGGCGCCGUGAUCAGUGCUACUCCAGAGCCGCUCGGAACUGAAGGGCUCGAUAAAUUGAGAGAGGCGAAACGGAAGGUGGAAGAAGUAGCUCGCGCUGUGAAUGAGGGACGAAGGCGGGUAGAAGUCGUCAGAGAGGUUCUCGGGUCCGGACAUGCUAAAGACGGCCCUGGAGCAGGUAGUGCAGGAUCCAUCGGCAUCCCCAAGGUUGGUGUUGUAAACGCCUCCGUCUCGCGCAUGCGUUCUCUGCGCACACCGUCUACUAAGUCAUCCUUGAAACAAAAGGGCUCCAUCCACGUUUCAGAAAUAGAACCCGACUUCGAAAAUACCGAAGCUGCCCUCCUUGUAUCCCUCGAAAGUAGGCUCAAGUCGCAUAUCACUACCCUCUCCCAUCUCGCUCGGGACGCAUUUAACUAUGCCCGCACUCUCCAUACACUGUUUGGGGCGCUUGUUAAAUGGGGAUGGGCAUUUUCAGGCGUCAUUGGCGUCACCGUCAGCUCUGAACUAUCCCAGAACAAUUCCACCUUCGACGCAUUCCUCUCACUCUGUACCGGACUAGUCGAACUCGUACAAGAACUCGAGCACGAACUACACGCACGCAUCCUCCCCUCUCUCCAAUCCCUCAAAGGCACAUCGAUUGCGCCACUCAAGCUUCUUAGUGCACUACACACUCUGCAGCCGCUGCAUAUGCACCUUCUGCACCUCCCAAUUACACGCAAGAACCGCCCGCCAGAGGCACUGCUACAGGCAAGCCAGAGCUACGUUGCGUUGCGGGGGCAACUUGCGCUGGAGUUGCCCGUGUAUGUAAAGCUGCUGGAGCGUGGGAUUGAUGGAGUGGUGCUAGACUUAGCCAAGGCUAUGGAAGCAUUUUGGAGAGUCGUAAUGGAGCGGUGGGGAGAGUUGUGGGAUGCGCUGCAGGUGGAGGGGGAGCAUGCGGACCGACCAGCGGGUGGAGGCGAGACAGUUCGUGUCUGGCGUGAGCGAUGGGGUGAUGUAUUGGGCGUGCUUGGGUCAUUAGCGAUUGUCAAUCCGCCUAAAAAGAUGGAGCGGCUACGUCCUCCUCGCAGUUCUCAGAAUUCCUAUGACCACCGCAGCUCACAAUCAUCUUCCUCGUUUAAUCCGGCGUCGCGCGCAUCACACUCGCACCCCAACUCUCAUGAUAUCACUGGUCGACGGCGCAGUGGGAGUACAAACAAUAUCCCUACUGGUCCUAUCAUCCGCAAACCCUCCGAUGAGUCACUGCGUUCUGGUAAAUCUGGGAAGUCGGGAAAGUCAUACAAGAAUAUUCCUAGUCCUGGUGCGAGUAUUGGGAGGGGGAUCGAGGAUGUACCACCUAUGCCUUCUGCCCCACAGCUGCCAUCACAGUCUAGUGUCUCCCCACCGCGCCUCAAGCCCACACGAAUGAAGAGUCUGCCCGGGCCGAUACUCAGCAAUAUACCCUUUGGACUUGAUCCCCCACCAAGCCCGUCAUCAUUUGCCACGUUCGACGAGGAGCAGGAAGACAACGACAGAGACCGGGGGCGUGGCCAACAGAGACGACCGAGCCUAAAGAGUAAGAUCACAGAUACAUUCCGUCCGUCACACCACAGGACACGAUCGAGUUCCGUCAAGAGCCUCGGGGCUCCGAGCUCACUUGCACCAAGUUAUUAUACCAUAGAUAAUGCGCUGCCUGCAUACCAAAUGCCGCCUACCCCAACUCGAACUCAAUCACCGCAUACCCCUACUCGACGCACCACGGACUUGCAAGGGCUACGCGCGCUCUACCAAUGCGCUGCAAUACACAUGUGUAUUCCACCUGCCGGCGUAUCGUAUCGGGGUUUACCGUUCUUUGAGUUGCGAUCUGGAGAUACGUUUGAUGUGCUCAGGGAGUAUGGGCACCCCAGCACGCAUCCAGAUUUACCUUUAUAUGUGGAUGACGGGGAGGAUUGUUUGUUACUGGUUCGGGAGCUUAAUGACGCGGAGGGAGGAUGCAGAGACGUGAAAGUCAGGGGAGAAGUGGGCUGGGCGCUGGCGAGUUUUUUGGUGCCUCUGGAUUGA